GGCGCGUAAAGGCGCGCAGAGGGCGGCUGAGCGAGGGGCUCCUUUCUCUCAUUGCUCCUGCUUUGCCCGCCUCAACCUCCCCGGCUCUGAACUAGGGAGCACUGAGCCCGCUUUGCCUGCCUGCCUUCCUCCUCGCCGGCGGUGGCUGCCAUGGCUGGGCAGAGUAGCCCGGCUCUUUCUGCCCUCUCCCUCCUUUUCUUAACGGCAGGACUAACUGUAUGCUGUGCCUCCUCAGCCAGUGUACCUGCUUCCAGCACUGCUUCUCCCUCAAACAUAUUUACCUCAGGAACAGUGGAACCAGAUCAUGUAACUACAACACCCAGCAAUAGCAUUCUAGCAAGUACCAGACUGCCAGCUACACCAUUGACCUCUCUUUCCUUCGGAACCACAUUGCGGGAUUCAGCACAGGCUACCAGCGCAGGUACUACAGCUACAGAUGCAAAGAUCGAGGUUUCGUCAACAACUCCUCUAUUGAGAACAUCAGACAUGAGUAUUUCAACAGCACCACAGACAAUCACUGGAUUACAAAGCACAGAAAACAUAAACACUUCUGUGACACCUGUUGCUAGUACUACAAUGGAAAACUUUACACACUCCCAAACCCUAGCAUUCACCUCUUCACAGAGUUUACAUGAAUCAUCCACCAUCAUUGCACCAUCUGAUAUUACCAAGCUUAGCACAGUCGAUGCUACCCAGUCGCCAAGCACUGAAACAUCAGUACCUGUGGUCACAAGUAAGAAAGCACAUACCAUAGAAGUAACUUCUGGAAAGACCCAUGUGACAUCCACCUCUUCAGGCCCAUUGGAAUCCCUUACCUCUACAGAAGCCUUAACAAGUAAAAAGAUUUCUCCAGAGCCCUUGCCGGCUGAGGGCACCACGUUCUCUGCAGGGAUAACCAUAGAAGAGGUUCAGCGUGCUUUGAGUCCAGGUGACAUUGCAGCUAUUACUAUAACAGUGAUGCAGUGGUGUGUUGGUUUUCGGCAUUGCUGCAUUCUGAAGAUCAGACAUACUUCUUAUGGAAGACUCUUUGAUGAUCAUGACUAUGGAUCCUGGGGAAACUACAACAACCCUUUGUAUGAUGACUCUUAAUCAAAGAAUUUAACACCAGAAAUUGUUAUGAAGUACUUGUUCCACUAAAAGCACCAAGGUCUGAUAUCCUGCUACACAUGGCUCCCAUGUUUUUGCUCCUCCGUACCAUUUUUCCUAAUGAACAUUUUUUAUUUCAGUACACUCCAAAAUCCUUGAAAUGAAAUGGACUGAGGUGAAGCGUAUAGUAACAAAACAAGGCAAAGCUUGGAAUUUGUUGCCACUGGAGUAAGCAGGUCUUUACUUAUUUUUCUGCAAAAGAAGGAAGUCUGUGGGAACUGCUCAUGUCAGGAUUGCUGUGACCAUUGUAUUCCCAGAAACUUUUUUUUAAUGAAAAGUGAAGCUUUAAUAGGAGAUCUGCCAAGAAGAAAGUAUGUGGCUUUUUUAGUUGUCAAUUAGCAAAGGUUUACGGAAGGCUUUGCUCAGGAGGGAGUCUCUAAAGUUUAAUACCAGAUCUUGGCUUUUGCUUUAUUUGCCUUUAACCAGCUUGUCUUGAGAGUGUUCUAAUUAAAAUACAACUGAAGGUUGGAAGAACAGCCUAAUAUUGCACUGAGGUUCUUGUUAAGUGUUAAGCAUCUACUUUUAACACAGAAGGAGAAAUGCAGAGAACACAAGAGCUGCUGCUACAGAUGCUGGCCCUAAGUCAUGUUCCCCUCUUUUGUUUCAUUAAUGUCUACCAUGUGUCUUGCUGCCAUUUCUUCCACCAAUUGCAGCAGAGGAAUUCACAUUGGAACAGUGUGAGAAGUUGAACAUGUAAGCUGAGCUAGACAUAACUGAGGGGAAAGGAGAAUGCACCGAAUGCUGCCAUUUGAAAUGGAAGCCCUAGUGUUUUUCUGACAUAAAGUUCUGCCCAAAGACUGGUGAGAGGGGAAUAUAGGGUGGCAAAGCCUUACCAUCUUGAGAGAUUUAUUUUUGUGAGGCUAUAAGAGCAUACAAUCAGCCAUGAGCCCUCACAUCUAGCCAUGAAGCAUCUUUGUAGAUUAAAGUUGUUGUUGCUUCCCAGAUAACAGGAGAUCUAAUGCUAUGGACUUUUAAUAAAGUUUGUUUUGCUGGGACCACUGGAAAAGCAAACUCUGUAUGUUUAACAGUGUGUUGCUUUGCAGUAUAUAUAACUCUGCAUUUAUGUUUAAAGAAUGAGAGGUUAUCCAUGUAAACAAGAAUGUGCCAGUCACAUUUGAUAGUACCCUACAAACAGAUUGCCAUCUAAUUCGGGUACGUUUUGCAUAUGAAAUAUGAAAGCUUUUUAACCAUUUAGGCCAGAAGGGUGUUACCAAGCAAUCAAGAAUGCAGACAAAAGUACUGUAAAGCUACCUGAAGGAUCAACUCGCUUUAGCUGAAGACAGUGGAGAAAGUAAAAUGAGACACAAUAAACAAAACCAAAAAUCCGAACCCUAAAAUACGCCAGAUGCUAAAUUCACAAAAGUGAAAAGUUAAAUCAGAACCCCCAAACACAGUGAAAUAAAAUUUUGAUAGCAAACUGAAAUGCACUCAGAUGUAGGGAGUUUUACAACCUGUAUUUACUGAAAAAGCCUCAUCUUCUAUCCUAGCCAGUUUGGACUUCUUAUCGGCAGUGUGACAUGAAGCAGAACAUCUAUGAAUGGUCACAGUAGUCGGAAGGUAACUGCAGGGGAAAGCUAAUCUAACAUAUAAUGCUGUUUUGGUGGUCACUGUGGGUAUGCCUACAAUACUUGCUCUGUUUUCAAAGUGAUAGUGUCAGCUUUCCUGGUGGAAGUGUGGAGGAGCUCAAGUUACACUGAUACUCCCACUUUAGCUGAGAUUUUACAGUUUACACAGCACCAUUAAUACUGAAACAAAUACUGUUUUAAAGCACAGAUAACAGUAAAGCAUGAAUAGAGAGAUUCAGAUGGAAUACAAAAUUGACAUUUCCACUUUUGCACUAAUCUACAUACUUUUAAAAUAGUAUUUAAUUUGUUAAUUUGUGAGGCCUGUGAGUAUCAAUAUCAUUGCGUAUAAAAUGAAAAGUUGAGGAAGGGAGUGCAUGGUAACCCUUGUGAGGAGGCAUCAUUCUGGAACUGGAGAGGUCAACUUAUCAAACUGGGCAUACACCUAAUUUUGCAAUUUAGAAGCAACCGAGAUGCAAUAUUUUAAAGAGAAAGUUUGAAUCCUAAAGGGUAAAGAGCAAGUGAUGACUAAGAAUAAACAGUACUUUGCGAACAUCCUUUCCAACAAAGGCGGAGGAAGAAAUGUUGGGCAUUAAUGGAUGGAAAUUUAAAAGUGAUUGGCAUGCUGGAAAAGGGGGCUAAUGUAAGCCUACUUUUCCUCAAAGGGCUCUACAUAUUUCAUAUUUUUUUAAAAACACACUUAAGUAAAAAUGGUUAGCUGCUGUAAAGCGUAGUUGACAUCGCUUGCUUUGAAAAUGAGCUUAGACUGAUUCUGGAAAAUGGCAAUAUGAUGAUUUACCAUAACUCUCCUGGGUGUUAUGAGUGACCAGGAUAGUGUAUGGGCAGCAGUGGGAGAUAGCCCCCCAGUGUGAUUUUUAUAAGCCAUUUAGAUAAGCUCUUAUGUUUAAUUUUUUAAUUUAUUUUUAAAAUGCUGUCUUCAACUUCUGGAGGUUCAUGGAGCAGAAAGUUAGGUCCUUAGACCUAGCAUGAUUGCCCAUUCCUGCACUAAUCCUAUCUGUGAGGCAGGGACCAUCAUGUGGCACUGAUGUUAUACAUUAAGACCAGUUACCAGAGGUGAGACCAUCUUAGCAAAUAAUAAUAAUAAUAAUAAUAAUAAUAAUAAUAAUAAUAAUAAGUAGUAGUAGUAGUAGUAAUGAUUAUGUUCAGGAUAAACCCUUGACCCAGCAAUCACAAUGGAAUAUUUCACUUUACUUCAUCUGAAUGUUCUGAAUGUUCCUGAUAGCAUAAAACAGGUCUUAUAAUAUUUUCCUAUUGUGUUUAAUCUUCAGUCAAACCACCCAAUUUAAAGUAGCAUAACCUCAUGUAGGGUACACUUACCUUAAGGCUUUAGUCCAAAUCCUCAACUGAACUAAAGGUGACGUGCACGUAACUGAGUUUCCUAAAUGCAUACUUUUUAAAAGUAACAAUAAUGCUCUCUCCUCUGUAUUGUCUACUCUGUUUAAUUUACUCUCAAAGUUUCAACAGAAGGACCCACCUUUACCCUAUGUAUGUACAGUGAGCCCUUGUAUACAAUACUAUCUGAAUCACCACCUUUGUCUGCCAUAGAUGUCUCACUGCCUAAGAUAGGCAAGAACAAAGAGAUGUAAAUACAGUCGUGUCUCCAUAUCCACAGAUUCUUUAUCCACAGAUUCAGCCAUCCACAGCUUGAGAAUAUUCA
Sceloporus undulatus (fence lizard) is the source of this 4386-nucleotide messenger RNA. RefSeq names its product prostate androgen-regulated mucin-like protein 1 (gene PARM1). NCBI's taxonomy places the organism in Eukaryota, Metazoa, Chordata, Lepidosauria, Squamata, Phrynosomatidae. The transcript is spliced from 4 exons. The record is from RefSeq and is a predicted model, not a curated record. Gene Ontology annotation, cellular component: plasma membrane; late endosome; Golgi apparatus. Bases 151 to 1089 code for a protein of 312 amino acids.